This is a messenger RNA of Canis lupus familiaris (dog), 4018 nucleotides long. RefSeq names its product cysteine and histidine rich domain containing 1 (gene CHORDC1). The transcript has 11 exons. Gene Ontology annotation, molecular function: zinc ion binding. Bases 121 to 1113 code for a protein of 330 amino acids. NCBI's taxonomy places the organism in Eukaryota, Metazoa, Chordata, Mammalia, Carnivora, Canidae. Gene Ontology annotation, biological process: centrosome duplication. The record is from RefSeq and is a predicted model, not a curated record.
AAAUUCGCGAAGGUUCCUGAAGCGGAACCGGCCGUUUCCGGAAGCCGGCAGCCGCCCCAGCCGGCAGCCCGCUGCCCUUCCCGGCGUGUGGAGCAGGCCCGCGAGCGGCGGGGAGAAGACAUGGCCCUGCUGUGCUACAACCGGGGCUGCGGCCAGCGCUUCGAUCCCGAGACCAACUCCGACGAUGCUUGCACGUAUCACCCAGGUGUUCCAGUCUUUCAUGAUGCCUUAAAGGGUUGGUCUUGCUGUAAGAGAAGAACAACCGAUUUUUCUGAUUUUUUAAGCAUUGCGGGCUGUACAAAAGGUAGGCAUAAUAGUGAGAAGCCACCUGAGCCAGUCAAACCUGAAGUCAAGACUACUGAGAAGAAAGAACUUUCUGAAUUGAAACCCAAGUUUCAGGAGCACAUCAUUCAAGCCCCUAAGCCAGUAGAAGCAAUAAAAAGGCCAAGCCCAGAUGAACCAAUGACAAACUUGGAAUUAAAAAUAUCUGCCUCCCUAAAACAAGCACUUGACAAACUUAAACUAUCCUCGGGGAAUGAAGAAAGUAAGAAAGAAGAGGACAGUGAUGAAAUUAAGAUUGGGACUUCAUGUAAAAAUGGAGGGUGUACAAAGACAUAUCAAGGUCUACAGAGUCUUGAAGAAGUCUGUGUAUAUCAUUCUGGAGUACCUAUUUUUCAUGAAGGGAUGAAAUACUGGAGCUGUUGUAGAAGAAAAACUUCUGAUUUCAAUACAUUCUUAGCCCAAGAGGGCUGUACAACAGGGAAACACAUGUGGACUAAAAAGGAUGCUGGGAAAAAAGUUGUUCCAUGUAGACAUGACUGGCAUCAAACGGGGGGUGAAGUAACCAUUUCAAUCUAUGCUAAAAAUUCACUUCCAGAACUUAGCCAAGUAGUAGCAAAUAGUACAUUGUUAAAUGUGCACAUUGUAUUUGAAGGAGAGAAGGAAUUUCAUCAAAAUGUGAAAUUAUGGGGUGUGAUUGACGUAACACGAAGUUAUGUAACUAUGACUGCAACAAAGAUUGAGAUCACCAUGAGAAAAGCUGAACCUAUGCAGUGGGCAAGCCUUGAACUGCCUGCUACCAAAAAGCAGGAGAAACAAGAUACAACAGAAUGAGUUGACGGGAAAAAAUGUAUUGCCUAUUUUCAGAAUUCUUACUGUAUGGUAAAAUGGUGGCUUGCUGCUGUCCUCUUUUGUUGUUGCUGUCGUUAUUGUUGUUGCUGUUGCUGUUGUUGAAUCUGGCAGUUCAGGGUCAACGGUAGGUUCUUAAAAGCCAAAGUCAGUUUAUCUUUUCGUGCCUCCCAUCUUUUUUAGUUACCUAAGGUUGACUAUUCAUUUCUCCUCACUUGACAGAAAUAUAGUUGUGUCCUAUACUUGAAAAGCUAGAAAGUAGCUCAUAAACAGUUACAGUAUUUCUUGGUAUACCUUUACGUUUAACAGAGAAGUGUAAAAGAAUGUUUGUUUUGUUCACAUCUCUUUCUUUAUCCCAUAAUUAGUAAAGCAAGAUGGGAUGUUGGAUUUUUAAGUAGUUUUUUCAUGAGUUUGUGUUCCUAUAAUACUUGAAAACCUUAAAGGAGAAGAAGCUCUGCAUUGUUUUAUCCUUGGGAAGGUUACUUUUUCUAGAAAGAAUAAUUCUGAGGUAGCAUAGUAGCUAGUUAAAGGGGAAUAUAUGCAUUGAAUAAUAAAUUGGAAUUUGUUUACAACUAAUUAAAUUAAAACAUUAUAUCAGUACCUAUAUUACUUUAAGCACUAUGAUUUAAAUGUAUAUAAAACAUAAGAGUGGAGAGGUAUCAGUUUGGUUAAAAUUUGCCGUUUUAUUAAGACUAAGCAAUAAUGUUAAACAUCUCUUUCCUGAUUAUUAUAUAAGGUCUUUGUAUGGUGUUAUGACUAAAUUGCACCUAAUUUAUAGCCUCCACCCUCUUAAAAUCUUUAAUUAGUUACAUGUAAGAGAAAUUAUAUAUAUACACACACACAUAUGUGUGUAUAUAAGUGUGUGUGUAUAUGUAUAUCUGGCCUCCCUGAUGGAAAACUGUAUAAAACCGUAGACUUAAAGGCUUAUGAAAUACAUUUUAGGGUAUCAAAAAAUUAAAUAUUUAAGCUUCGCUUUAUGAGAAAUAUCUAUUACCUGUUAAAUAAAAUAGCUUAAUUCUUUUGGAGUUAUUUUUUAGGCUUUCAUGAAAAGCUUGACAAUUCUAGGUGAUACAGUGUUGUUUAUAUAUUGUACUUCAUUAGAUACAGGUAUCACAGAUUUAGAUUGUUUAUGCUAAUUGAACCCAUUAAAGGAUAGUGUACUUUUAAAGGCAAUGCAGAGCUAGCUCACCAAGAAAACUAAAAUUAAGAAAUGUUUUGAAGGCCAAAACUCUGGCAGAACUUAAGAAAUUCGGGUAUGAAUUAUGCAAAUGUAGAUUAAAAUUAUUUCCCAAGCCCCUUGAGUGUUUUUCUUUUGUUCUUAUAAAGAAAAUUUGCAUAAGUACAAUUUUAGAAGUAAAGGUUUAUAAGUAGUAUGUCUCACUCAACUACUGUUAGAUUACUGAAGGUAGUUAUAUAAUAAAUGAUUUAGCUGUUAUAGAGACAUAAAAAAAAAUCUGGUAACUGGGCAUUCAUGAUACAUGGUAUUUUAAUGAACUACCAUGCAAAACUUUCAGUAUAAUUAGACUAAAAUACAGCAUAAAAGUUUCUAGUACUCAGGGUUGUGUUUAAAUUUUUAAAAAUUAUCUUUCAUAAUUUAAGGACCUGGGUUCAUUUGGAGACAUAAAAUCUUGUUUAUUGUCUAGAGGAGAGAGAUAACUUGAUUUGAAGUAAUGAUUAAUAUACCUUUUUUAAUGUUUUCUUCUUGAGACUUUUUUCCACCUAAACAAUAUCUUAAUGUGUUCAUUGCAGUUGAACUAGUAUUUAAACCAAGGGGAUUAUUCACCUGAGAGUUACAAAGCACGGACUGUGUGUGAGUGUGUAUGUGUGUAUGCCUGAGUGUGAGUGUGUGAGUGAGAGAGAGAACGAGAGAUGCAGCUUAUAUAUUUUAGUCUGGUUACAUUAGUGAUCAUUCUAUUUCUUUCUUAUUCCUAUGAACCUCUUGAUUUUGUUGCCCAAAUAAAAAUCUAAAUAUUUUUAUCUUAGACUCCUACAUAAAGGGACAGAGUUAUAAUUUAUGUAGAAUGUUGUUACUUUAUCUGUCAAAAAAUUAAGAAUGUUAAGUUUUACUGUUUCUUUAGAAAUACGGUUUGUCUUUCUCAGCAUUCAAAGUAAUUACUAUAGCAAAGCAGUCAAAACUAAGUUUAUUAUACACUUGGUAGCUAAUCUGAGAGUUCAACUCAACAUGGGAAAAUAGAAAAUACAGUUUUUUAUUGUUCUGUACAUUUGGUAGUAAAAAGGUAAUAAGGUCCGGAUAGUUGAGCUUUUAUUUUUUUAACAUCUUAUCUUGAGAUAAUUUUGGAUUUAUAGAAGAGUUACCAAGAAAAGUACAUAGAGAAGUCUUUGUUUCCUAUGUUAAUCCUCGCGUUGUAUUAAAAUCUUAUGUGACCAAAGAACAUGAACAAAACUAAGAAUUAGCCUUGGUACAAUACUGUUACCUAAAAUAGAACAUUGAUUUUGACCAUUCUUCUUUUAGUGGAACACUUGAAGGGAAGUUCUUAAAACUUACCCUAAGUUUCUUAUAAUUAUUUUAGCUAAUAAUUUCUAAACCAUUGAAAAUACAAAUUGAAACCAACCUACCAGAGAAAGAUCUGUUUAUAUGGUCAGUGAUGUAAAUUCUUGUAACCAUAUAAUAGCAAAGGACUAGUGAUCAAUUUUCUUAUAAUUUUAUGCUAGAGAUUCUAAUUCUUAUUAAGUAUAACUUGUUUGGUUUUCUUCAGACAAUCUUUAACCAUUUAAAGGUGAAGAAAAUCUUCAGAGUUCUUACAGAUAUUUUAAGGUGACUUUGGGUUAUUGCUCUGCCACUCCUUGCUUUAAAAAAAAAAAAAAAAGUCAGCCAUUCCUCAGCGUGAGACUGCAUGACACCCACAAUAAAUAACAUUUUAAAAGCUCA